Molecule: messenger RNA, 2271 nt
Organism: Thyridium curvatum
Lineage: Eukaryota; Fungi; Ascomycota; Sordariomycetes; Thyridiales; Thyridiaceae
Exons: 2
Coding region: 1-2271 (756 amino acids)
Source: RefSeq, a predicted model, not a curated record
AUGGAUCUCACCACCACCACAGCCGCCGCCGGCACCAUGACUGCCACGGCCGGCAGCACCAUCAUUGUCCAGGACGACGACAAUAUCGAGGCCAACGCCUCUAUUGCUGCCCUCAUCAUUGCCACCAUCGCCUUCUUUGCCGCCGUGGCCCAGCUUACCCAGUCAAUCAUCUCGGCAGCCCGCGGCCUUCCCAACUGCUCCAGCGAUGUCAUGGGCAACUGGGCCCGGGCCACGUCCAGAAACUUCAAAUGGUCAGAGUUUCGGCUCCAGGUCUUCUUCGAGUCUCCCGUCAUCUUUCUCGCCCACUACAGAAACGAGAGGGUCCCGGUUCCCGGUGCGCCCGCCUGGUAUGCAGACGGCACUGACGACAGCCGCGCGCGCUUCCGCCUCGGCCCGAAGCCUGCGCCGCCUCCCGAGACGACCUCGUCAUCUACCAUGUCCUCUACGGGGAAACAGAACGGUGAGUUGUCCGCCCGCCACCUCCGUCUCCAGGAGCGUACGCACAAUGUGGACAACGAGCGCGUAUCGUGGUUGAAACUCCUCGAGACCAUCCAGAAGAUGGAGGACAUGGCCUCCGCAUGGGAGAGGCAGCAGGAAUCCCCUCGCGUCUCCUCGGGCCACCCGGACCUGGUCGUCUGGAUGCAGCCAAAGAAGCGGAGCUUCGACUACAACCCGGCCGUCAAGAAGCCCUACGCCAACACGACCAUCUGCCAUAUCGUCGAGCUUGCCGCCAUGCUCGGCCUGUACUGGAAGCUCUUUGAUCGCGAUGCGAACAAGUAUCGUGCCGAGGGCAACGGCUCUAGCCUGCUGGGCACACGUGUCGACGAACUGGGCAUCGUCUUCGUCUUCGAGGCGACAGGGCACCCACAGUUCAACCGCAACAGAGUCAUCCCCACGUCGGCUCUCAAGGAAGUCUGUUUUGGCAACGUCCCGACCAUUUUCCGCCCAACAGAUGCCGCCAGCGAUGCCGCAAUCAGGGGCGGGCCCUUGCCCGAGCAGACCGACUUGAUGACACUCCAAUUUGGCAGCCGCCAAGAGAUUGCUCAGACGCUCAAUCUGAUAGGUUGUAACACGGCAACGCGACUAUACUACCUCCAGGAGAAGAAGCAUAUACAUCUGUUUCCGGUGACUUUCGAGAUACUGGGCAUGCUUGGCCGCACCCUGCAUCUGCUCGGGAGGCCUUUCACCUACCUGCCCAACCCCACCAUAUUCGAGUGGAACAGACAGUCCUUCUCUAUGCGAAGAAUGCUGGAGCAGUUCACGGCCUCGCUCAGCGGAGCAAUAGAGUCGUUCCACGUCACCGUGCCCGACGAGCUUAACUCGGUUCGCGAUUACGCCACGGCGCUCUUGAGGGCCAUCCCCCCUUCUGAGAGAGACCCGCUGCAGCCCACACAGCUCGAGCUCCUGCACCACACGCUCAGCCUCCUGGACGAGCUGCUGCUCCAAAAGGACAAAGCCGUCGUUCUCGACGUGCUGCGCCGCCACCUACAGGAAGUGCUGGUGGCCAUCAACACGCCGGCCGAGGGCAGCGAGGCACCAUCGGCGGCAUCGAGCAGCACUCGCUCCUCCCGUAGCCCGCGGGAGAUUUCCUUUGAUAACCUGCUCGACGUGCCGCCCGAGUACAGGGAGGUCGAGUUCAUGGCCAUGUACUUUGAGGAGAUCAGGUACCGGGUCAUCAGCAACACCGACGACGACGCCUAUGGCAACAACCAGGCGGCCGAGGCCUCGCGCGCCAUCCAGGAGAAGAGCGACAAGGAAAAGGCCCAGCGCAAGGAGUACCACCGCCAGAGCUUCCAGGCGGCCAGCAUACGCAGCAUGCCCCUGACCGGCCCCUCGGCCUCAGGCGGCCUCGGCGAAGGGCUGCCGCCGCAGCAGCCCGCGCGCAGGUCCACCGACGCCCCCAUCCGCCCGCCGCCAACCGCCGCCGCCCGCGGCACGUCCACGCCCGUGGCAGGCACUCGCAAGCCCGCCGAGGACGCGGCUGCCGCCGACCCGGACCCGAGCCCGUACCAGGGCGGCCGCGACGAGACGUCGCCCAAGAUCCUGACCACCCAGCCCACGUUCCGCCCGCCAGGUCACGACGGCGGCCCUCAGCCCGGCAAGGCGCCCCGGCCGCCGCGCAACGCAGAUGAGGUGCACCGCAACAGCAUCUGGUGCAUCUUGGUGCUGCGCAUGAUCUGUUGGCUGCUCCUCCACAACUUUGACAAGAAUGACGUGCAGCUGAGCAAGAGCGGGCUGGUCGGCAACCGCCAACCCGUCUACAUCAUGUGA